This is a messenger RNA of Rotaria socialis, 1389 nucleotides long. Lineage: Eukaryota; Metazoa; Rotifera; Eurotatoria; Philodinida; Philodinidae. The record is from the annotation of a GenBank genome assembly.
AUGAUCUGUCAUCAUAUUGUUACUGAUUUCAGUGAACGUCGAGCAAUUAAAAUAACACGACCUUGUUGCUUUUGUUUGAUGGGUACUGUUUUUGGUGUUAUUCUUCUCGCAACACUAGCAACUAUUAUUGGCUUAGUUGCAACACAGGCAGCAAAAACAGGAGUAACAACAACACAAACAACAACGACAACUACAUCGGCGACAACAUCAACAGCCACGACAGCCACAACCACGACAACUGCUGAAUAUGUAGAUCCUGCUUUCUGGUCCUUUGAUAGCAAUGCACUUGAGUUGUAUAAUACUGGUCUUAAUGGUAUUCUUUCGGGUAGCCCAACCUAUACUACGAGUUUUGCUGGAUACGGAAACGCUAUUAGUCUUACUCAAUCCUCUAACCAAUAUGUUUAUAUCAUGCCAACAGUACUUCCACUAAACUCACGUAGUUUUACAAUCGAAGCAUGGAUUUAUCCUAUUGGUUUUUCAAGCAGUAGUGACUAUGGAAUAUUUGGUCAGUGUCAAACAUUAAGUAACGAUUCAUGCUUAUAUUUCCUAGUUCGAACUAACAAAUUAUUAUGUGGAUUCUAUAAUGAUGAUAUACCUGGUAGCACCACGUUUAAUAUGAGUACGUGGUAUCAUGUAGCUUGUACCUACGACGCGACUACGAUGGCGCAACAAGUUUGGUUUGAUGGUUAUCUCGAUGGUUCACGCUCAGCUAAUCCAUAUCAAGGUCUUUGGGGAAACACGACUAUCGGUGCAACUUUUCAAUCAGGCAGUGCAUCUCCUUUCAACGGUUACAUAGAUAAUGUACGAUUUCAGGCAAGCGCUAAAAACUCCAGUGAAAUUUUAAACGAUGCAACGUUGCAUGCUUACUAUUCAUUUGAUGGAGGCUCUCUUAUUGACAAUGGUCCCAACGGUAUCAAUGGAACAGCCUACGGAAAUCUAUCCAGUACAACUGGUCGAAUUAAUGAAGCUGUGCAAUUUAGUUCGGGAGCAUAUAUGUCCUAUUCAUAUAAUCCAUAUUACUUUUUGGGCAUUACUGGUCAUGCAUUCACUAUGGCUUUGUGGGCAAAGCCGACAAAAAACAAUACAGCAGAAACCCUUAUAUUUGUAGGAUCACAUUUAACUGCAUGGUGUAUAUAUUUUUUGGCGAUGCGGUCGACUGGACAGAUAACUGCCAACUGUUGGAAUGGUGCUGGUGUAACCACAAAUGGUCCCAUCGUACCUAUGAACAUGUGGACGCAUAUAGGUUACACUUAUAGCAUAACCAACGGUCUUCGAUUAUAUAUUAAUGGUAGUCGAUACUCACAGACAAGUGCUUUCACGUUUGUUGCUUCUGGUGUUCCGAUGAGCAUUGUGUUGGGUGGAAAUAGAGUUGUUCAAAAAUAUGUGUGA